Punica granatum (pomegranate) is the source of this 3391-nucleotide messenger RNA. The record is from RefSeq and is a predicted model, not a curated record. Lineage: Eukaryota; Viridiplantae; Streptophyta; Magnoliopsida; Myrtales; Lythraceae.
UCUCAGUCUCUACUUCCCUCCCUUCGUCUCCUCUCGCUUUUUCUCUCUUCCCAAGCAAAGCAUAGCUCUUUACUUCACUCUCCUCUCCUCUCUUCCUUCCCCUUCUUCUUCUUCUUCUUCUUCUUCUUCUUCUUCUUCUUCCUCUUCUUCCUUCUGCAUCUGAAUUGGAUUGGGCUCCCUGCAAGUCUCCAUUGCCGGCUCAGCUUCAGUGUCCCAUGGCGUCCACGACGUCCUUCUCGGGCGUCUCCCUCCGGCUACCUCAGCCCCUGCCCAACAGAAGCGCCUUCUUAGCGCGUCCCCCGCUCUCUCUCAGCUGCCUCGCCACUAGCGCUAAAUUGCUCGGAGGUUUAAGGCCGCUGCGGCUGAACCGGAGGAACUCUGCGUCCUGGAAUGGCACCGUGCGGCCAGAUAGGAGCUCGAGGUCCGGCUCCUUCGUGGUGCGCUGCGAGGCUUCGGGCGGAAGGAUUUCGCAGCAAGAAUUUACAGAUAUGGCUUGGCAAGCGAUUGUUUCGUCACCGGAUGUUGCGAAAGAAAAUAAGCAUCAGAUAGUCGAGACAGAGCAUUUGAUGAAGGCUCUUUUGGAACAAAAGAAUGGGCUUGCCCGCCGAAUCUUCUCCAAGGCCGGCAUCGACAAUACUCGCCUCCUCGAAGCCACUGAUAAAUUCAUCCAGCGCCAACCCAAGGUUCUCGGUGAAUCUUCUGGUUCGAUGUUGGGCCGUGAUCUUGAAGCCCUGAUUAACCGAGCAAGGGAAUUUAAGAAAGAGUAUGGGGAUUCAUUUGUUUCCAUUGAGCACUUGGUUCUUGGUUUCUCCCAAGAUCAACGGUUUGGGAAGCAGUUGUUCAGAGAUUUUCAGAUCUCCCAGCAGACACUGAAGUCUGCAAUAGAGGCCAUUAGAGGACGCCAAUCAGUUAUUGAUCAAGAUCCUGAGGGGAAGUAUGAAGCCCUGGAAAAAUAUGGAAAAGAUUUAACUGCUAUGGCACGAGCUGGAAAACUGGACCCUGUUAUUGGGAGGGAUGAUGAGAUCCGGAGAUGCAUUCAAAUUCUCUCUAGGAGAACGAAGAACAACCCCGUGCUAAUUGGUGAGCCUGGUGUUGGAAAAACUGCAAUAUCAGAAGGACUUGCCCAGCGGAUUGUGCAAGGGGAUGUGCCUCAGGCUCUGAUGAACCGGAAGCUGAUAUCUCUUGACAUGGGUGCUCUGAUUGCUGGGGCUAAAUAUCGGGGAGAAUUUGAAGAUCGGCUGAAGGCUGUGUUGAAGGAAGUGACUGAAUCAGAAGGGCAGACUGUCCUCUUCAUUGAUGAGAUCCAUACAGUUGUUGGGGCAGGUGCCACAAAUGGUGCCAUGGAUGCGGGCAACCUCUUAAAGCCCAUGCUUGGAAGGGGAGAAUUACGAUGCAUUGGUGCUACAACACUUGACGAGUACCGCAAAUAUAUUGAGAAGGACCCUGCUUUGGAGCGUAGGUUCCAGCAGGUCUAUGUGGAUCAACCUUCAGUGGAAGAUACUGUAUCAAUUCUUCGGGGAUUGCGUGAAAGAUAUGAGCUUCAUCAUGGAGUCAGAAUAUCUGACAGUGCACUUGUGGAAGCUGCUAUUCUUUCUGAUCGCUACAUCAGUGGCCGCUUCUUGCCAGAUAAAGCCAUUGACCUAGUUGAUGAAGCUGCUGCUAAGCUUAAGAUGGAAAUUACUUCAAAACCAACUGCCCUUGACGAGAUCGACAGAUCAGUCUUGAAGCUCGAGAUGGAGAAGCUGUCACUGGCAAAUGACACCGACAAGGCCUCGAAAGAUAGAUUGAACCGUCUUGAAGCUGAGCUGUCACUUUUAAAGGAGAAACAAGCUCAGCUUACAGAGCAAUGGGAGCAUGAAAAGUCUGUCAUGACCCGUAUACAAUCUAUCAAAGAAGAGAUUGACAGAGUAAAUGUCGAGAUACAGCAGGCUGAACGGGAGUAUGACCUAAAUCGAGCUGCUGAAUUAAAAUACGGGAGCUUAAACUCUUUGCAGCGCCAGCUUGAAGAAGCUGAAAAGGAACUAGAUGAGUACAUGAAGUCAGGGAAAUCCAUGCUGAGAGAAGAAGUAACAGGAAAUGAUAUUGCAGAAAUUGUCAGUAAGUGGACUGGUAUCCCUGUCUCGAAGCUUCAGCAGACUGAGAGGGAGAAAUUACUACAUCUUGAGGAAGAGCUGCAUAAACGUGUCGUUGGACAAGAUCCUGCAGUGAGGGCAGUGGCUGAGGCCAUACAGCGAUCUCGGGCUGGACUCUCAGAUCCUCAUCGUCCGAUUGCUAGUUUCAUGUUCAUGGGUCCCACUGGUGUUGGGAAGACUGAACUUGCUAAGGCCCUAGCUUCUUACAUGUUCAACACAGAAGAAGCUCUCGUAAGGAUUGAUAUGAGUGAGUAUAUGGAGAAGCAUGCAGUUUCGCGAUUGAUAGGGGCCCCACCAGGAUAUGUGGGCUAUGAGGAAGGAGGGCAAUUGACGGAAACAGUUCGAAGGAGACCUUAUGCAGUCAUACUCUUUGAUGAGAUCGAGAAGGCUCAUUCUGAUGUUUUCAAUGUAUUCCUUCAGAUAUUGGAUGAUGGGAGGGUGACGGACUCUCAAGGCCGAACUGUGAGCUUCACUAACACAGUCAUCAUAAUGACUUCGAAUGUGGGUUCACAGUAUAUUCUAAACACUGAUGAUGAGACUUCAGCGGAGUUGACCUAUGAGAGAAUUAAGCAAAGGGUAAUGGAUGCUGCAAGGUCGAUCUUCCGGCCUGAGUUCAUGAAUCGGGUCGAUGAAUAUAUAGUGUUCCAGCCAUUGGAUCGUGAGCAGAUCUGCAGCAUUGUUAAGUUACAGUUGGAACGAGUGCAGAAGAGAAUCGCGGAUCGUAAGAUGAAGAUCCAAGUCAGUGAUGCAGCAGUUCAGCUUCUUGGGAGCCUUGGUUAUGACCCGAACUAUGGAGCUAGGCCAGUGAAGCGCGUGAUUCAGCAGAAUGUGGAGAAUGAGCUCGCCAAGGGAAUCCUGAGAGGGGAAUUCAAGGACGAAGACGCCAUCUUGAUAGAUACCGAAGUCUCGGCCUUCUCCAAUGGGCAGCUUCCCCAGCAGAAGCUGGUGUUCAGGAAACUGGAGCCUGACUCGACUACUAGUAACGAGAAGAACAUAGAAGCUCUCUCGCCAACCCUGUAAAAGUCUCCACUCGGCGUGGUUUAUACUUUGUAGUUAAUAUUAUACAGUUUUCCGGACUUAGCGCAACACCAAAAUUUAUAGGUUUCAUUUUAAAAAGUUUGUUUGCGCCAAGUACAUGCGCUCUUUGCCGUUCUCUGAGCAUCUGUCUUGUGAAAUGUCGUCCAACAAGAGUAUCGCUGAGGAUGUAAGUAAGUUAUAUAUAAUGUCUGAUGAGCAAUCUGAUCACUCUUUCCAUACUC